This is a messenger RNA of Aplysia californica (California sea hare), 2190 nucleotides long. Its product is annotated as actin-related protein 8. Gene Ontology annotation, biological process: double-strand break repair; regulation of DNA-templated transcription. The record is from RefSeq and is a predicted model, not a curated record. Gene Ontology annotation, cellular component: Ino80 complex. The coding region runs from base 131 to 1942 and encodes 603 amino acids. The transcript has 13 exons. Lineage: Eukaryota; Metazoa; Mollusca; Gastropoda; Aplysiida; Aplysiidae.
GCAAGAUGCAAAGCAAAGUUUGAGUUGUGUAUUAUUAUUGUGGUGCUUGUGCAGGGAGCCCUCGACUACCGCCACGAUUUGUAAACAUUUCACCAUUGUGAAUCAAAAACCGAGUCCUUUUAUUUGAAAGAUGCCUCCCCCGCCUGCACCUAAAAAGCCGCUGUUCCCUGUCACUCCGGAUCCAGUUACUGAUCAUCCUAUCCAGCCACCAACAAUUAUUGUAAUCCAACCGGGCUCUGUAAAUCUCAGAGUUGGCCGAGCAUCAGAUGCCUUUCCCAUCACUGUGCCACACUGCAUUGCUAGGAAAUGUCCAAAUGUAGAGAAUUCACUUCCAGAUGACCACAUGCUCCUCCGACCUGAAUGUAGUCACCCAGAGGCAGGCCAACAGAUUCGAGCUGGACUUGCAUCGAUAGAAGAACUUCUCCAGUCUCGACCUACUCUUGCUGGUAGCCACAGACAGCUUACACUCCCAAGACAGUUAAUGGCAUUCAAUAGUCAAGUGCCAAGUGAAAAGACAGAAUCUCAGGAUUGCCCAAAUUGGACAGAUGUUGACAAGAAACCACCCUACGUUGUUGGAGAAGAGGCUAUGUACAUUCGACCAUCAGAGCAUUAUCGUCUGAGCUGGCCCAUGCGUAGAGGACAGCUAAAUGUUCACCAAGGUCCUGGGGGUACCCUGUCAUCUGUCCUGGCUGAUAUUGAGGCCAUCUGGGGCUGUGUACUACAGGACCACAUGGAAAUACCUUUGAAAGACCUCAAACACUACAGGGCUGUCCUCCUAAUCCCAGAUGUUUAUGUACACAAACACAUCAAGGCAUUGGUGAACUUGCUACUGAACACUUUUGGCUUUGGUGCUGCAAUUGUACAUCAGGAGUCUGUAUGUGCAACCUAUGGCUCUGGUAUCACAGUUGCUUGUGUUGUGGAUGUGGGUGACCAGAAGACAAGUAUCAGCUGUGUAGAGGAUGGCAUUUCACACAAGGGAAGCAGAAUCACGAUGGAGUAUGGGGGUAGUGAUGUGAGCCGCUUAUUCCACUCUCUGUUGGCUCGCUGUGGCGUCGCUCUGCCUGAAGUGAAUCUCACCUGCCCAGGAGAUGUAGUACAGCUACAGGCCCUGAAAGAGACCUGCUGCCAUCUAGAUCAGGACCAGAGUGAGAUCAGUCAGCAUGCUUUGGAGAUUCACAAGCCAGACAAGUUUGUGAUGAAGUACAAUGUGAAGCUGGGCGAUGAACCCAUACUGGCCCCGAUGGCUCUGUUUAGACCUAUGGCCUUUGGAUUGCUGGGCCAACACCUCAUCCACGUCCAAGGCCGCAACGAAGGGGAUGCUGAUGACCCACACGAUGAAGACUACUUACGACAAACUCAGAGGCAGUCAUGGGCUGGAAGGCUGGCAGGCUCAAAGAAGGAUGAAUCAGAAAUGUCCCGAGAAACUUCAGAGCAGAACCUGAGCCAGCUGGAUGAUCUGACAAAUGGACCUUUGGAUGAAGACUCAAACGAUGUUCCUGAUGUUAUGUCCACCUCAGAAAAUGCCAAAUCAAAUCGGCGAGUGGAAGAUGAAGAGGAUGAAGACAUGGAUGAUGAAAGUGAUCUGCACUUGAUGGGUGUUGAUGAAGCUAUCAUUCACUGCAUUGAGAAAUGUGACUCUGAAGAACUGCGUCGUAAACUAUACAGUUGCAUCCUAGUGGUCGGUGGCGGCCUUCAGUUUGAAGGGGCCAUGACUUGGCUGCAGUACCAAGUGUGGCAGUCAAUGCCAGCUCAAAUGAGGCUCCAGCUGGAGACCAUGGAUAUCAUUACAAAGCCAAAGGACAUGGACUCAAGCUUGACAAGUUGGAAAGGGGGUGCCAUCCUGGCGUGCCUUGACUCAACACAAGAAUUGUGGGUGUGGCAGAAAGAGUGGAAACAGUUCAGUGUGCGCAUGCUGCGAGAAAGAGCACCUUUUAUUUGGUAGCCGAAUAAAUUGUCUCAGAUUAGUGUUUCCUCCCUUUUUUCACUAAAGUUCGAAAGACAAAGAAAAUUGUGUUCCUGGAUAAAUACUGGAUAAAGCGAGUACAGAGCUAGAAGGACUCAAAUGGAUGCUAUUAUGUUACGAAUGUGUUUAUGUAUGUGAAGGAUAUAGCAGACAAUAAUCAUGAAAACAUGUUUUCAUUGUUCACUGCCAUGUGUUAUUGACAAUAAACAUUUUUUACCUUAACAAAA